CCCACUGCAUUGUGGCGCCGGACAGAAAGCGAGGCCAGGAUGUCGGGGGUCUGGGCACAGACCCUUCUGCUCAGCAGCCUGCUCCUACCUGCGACCCAUGGCUCCGAAGGCUGCUUCUGGGAUAACGGGGUCCUGUACCGAGCGGACCAGUCCUCUCCCGCCCCGGGCCUGCUGUGCCUCAACUGGCGAGAAGCGCAGGGCGGCACAGGGCAGCCCCCCGCCGCCACCGAGGACCACAGCUACUGCCGGAAUCCCGACGGGGCCUCGGGGGGUCCCUGGUGCUACAUCAGGGGCGAGGCCGGUGCCCCGGAGAAGAGGACCUGCCAAUCCCGCCGCUGCCCAGCACCUUCCCUGGAACCUUUGCCACGAACUCCUGAAGCAGAGCGGUCACAGGAAGCCAAGGAUGAUAUCCAAGUCUUUGCCCCUGCAAGUUCCUUACCUUCCGGGAGUGAAGCAGCAGCAGUACAGUCUGUUAUUGGGAUCAGCCAGAGAGUGAGGAUGAACCCCAAGGAAAAGAAGGACUUGGGGACUCUAGGAUCCGUGCUGGGUGUCACCAUGAUAGUCAUCAUCAUUGCCAUUGGGGCCGGCAUUGUCCUGGGAUAUGUCUACAAAAGGGGGAAGGACUUGAAAGAGCAGCACGAGCAGAGGAUGUUUGAGCGGGAAAUGCAACGCAUCACCCUGCCCUUGUCCGCCUUCACCAACCCAUCCUGUGAAAUUGUGGACGAGAUGACGGUCGUGAUCCACACCAACCCGACCCCCGUGGAGGACGUACGUGAGGGCAACGCCCCUCUCAUGGGCCAGGCUGGCACCCCCGGCGCCUGAGCUGCCAGACAGUGUGGAGGAGCCCACAACGAUAUUGGUUCUAGAGCAGAUCUGCCUUCUCAAGGCUGAAGGUGGCCCCUGUCUUUUGUUACGGUAUUUUUUAUGGGGGUGAAUGAGACAGAACUAGGACACACGCUAGUCCAGGCUCCCUGCUUCCGCAGACUAUUAGAAUCACCCAAAAUUGGUCUUUUAUCUCUUGGGUUCAGGAUGUCACCCAUGGAUGGAGGCUGCCUCAGGAGCCCUCCGUAGGGGCUUUUCACCGGCCCCCGUGGAACCGAGACCAGUUUACUUUCCUAAUGAAAAAGAGCGGGCUCUCAGUGCUCCCCAGGUGUCUUGGCAGCCAAGGGGAUCCCCACACCCUCCUUCCUGUUGGGUUGGCCCAUGCUGUUCUUUAUAUUUCAGCCCACAUGCAGAGGCAAGCAGGUGCUUCGCAUCAGGUCAAGAGAGACAGGGCGACUUUGAAUUUAGCUUUUUUCCUACGGCCACACAAGGAUGGGGAAUCAGUUUGUGUGGAGUGGCUAAAAGCGAGGGGACAGCUCUUAGCUCCCUCGACUUCGACUUAUGCAGAAAAAGAUCAAAUUUCUUCCAAAGUGAUUGGUGCUAAAUUAACACAGGGCUCAAGCUGACUUCCCGUUUCAGCGGGAGGCAGAGGGAACAUGGUUCCCGGACAGUUAGUGGAUUAAGGGGUCAGGAUGGCUGCCAUUUCCUGCUUAAACAGGACAGGCAGAAAGGGCUGGAAAGCCUCUCUCCCACGCUCAGACAUCCCCUGGAGAUUUGAUCUGAAACGGUGGAGAAUAUGGAGAGCCACUAAUAUUUCUUCAUUUAGAAAUGUAAAUCGGCCAGAGAAAUAGCCAGUAUUAACGUCAUUCCCAAAUGCCUUAGACUUUCCCAAGUUGUUAUAAUCCUGAAAGCUGAGCUAGAGCAGGGAACUUAAGUUGGGUUAACUUAGAAGCUGGGAGGAGCAGCAAGGGGCUUCUGCUGAAAUAAGCGUUCUCUAAUGCUUGCCUCUGUACUCUCCACUUCAGGCCACCUCUGAAAACCCCAAGUGACACUGUGGCUUAGAGCCAGAUUAUUCACCAAUUACUGGGGUCAUGACCCAACCUCCCGUGCUUCAACUAGGAGAAUUUUAUAGAGCUGCCAAAAAAACUUUCACACCAUUACUGUACUGGUGGGGUAGAGAGAUGGUCUCUCCCCUCUCCUUUCCCUACAUGGUCCUUUAUAGUCUACCUCCCCCUGGGAACUCCAUGCAGCUCCACACGAGAAGGGACGACACCCCAGAAUUAAGUUUUUCUAUCCCCCUGCUGUUCAUGUAGGACUUUUUAAAAGGAUCAGGUCUCUCCAGGCACUCAGCAUUUGUACUAGCUGGCUAUGUAUGAUGCACAAAAGGGAAAAGUGUUAACGGUUUUUACUUUUUUAUACUUUUGUUUUAUAUGCCUCAUUUUAAAACCUGAGAAUAGAGUACAAGAAACUGCUCUCAAUUCAACUUGUACAAAUACAUGAGUUCUCCAAACUA
Messenger RNA from Tachyglossus aculeatus (Australian echidna), 2335 nucleotides. It is a transcript of the gene PIK3IP1, whose product is annotated as phosphoinositide-3-kinase interacting protein 1. Lineage: Eukaryota; Metazoa; Chordata; Mammalia; Monotremata; Tachyglossidae. The transcript has 6 exons. The coding region runs from base 40 to 822 and encodes 260 amino acids. The record is from RefSeq and is a predicted model, not a curated record.